Hyposmocoma kahamanoa is the source of this 3780-nucleotide messenger RNA. RefSeq lists its product as uncharacterized. The transcript has a single exon. The coding region runs from base 1 to 3780 and encodes 1259 amino acids. The record is from RefSeq and is a predicted model, not a curated record. Lineage: Eukaryota; Metazoa; Arthropoda; Insecta; Lepidoptera; Cosmopterigidae.
AUGCCAGUUACCAGAAGCGCAAAAUCAUACCCCGUGAAUACCCAAGAAUCCUCGUCCACUGCUCCAACCUGUUCGACGGGCACCGACACGAUCACGGGGACCGAAAAGACCGCUACAACUUCAGAACACACGCGCUCCACGUACGCCACACGUACAACCGGUGCAACUGUGGAAACCGACGUGACGAUCAGACAAAUCGACGCUGCGCCGACUGCCACCUCGCCAGUCUCCCAACUAGUAGAGAGACCCGAAGCCGGCGCCACUACAAGCGAAGCACCACGGAGAAUAUGCUCUCCUAAAUCUGUUCGAUCUUUUCGAUCCGGUUCUUCGAACAGUCGUCGUAAGAAGCUAGCGGAAGCGCAACAAGAAUUAUUGAAGCUGAAAAUCGAUUUAUUAUCUGCAAAGAUCGCGGCAAUGGAAGAGGAAUCGGACGAAGACGAUCCAGAGGAAGCCACGAUCCGCGAGGAACGCACAUCGGAGUGGAUUCGCACAAGCACUAUUGGGUUGAGAAGAGAAGAGCAGGAAGACUACACUGCCGCCACACGUACGAAGGAAGAUAUAUUGAAGGGAAGACCUGCCGAAUCACAGGCGCCGCCGCCGACGCGCGACGUCAUUCGACAGGAAAAAAUCUCCACGUACGCGGCACCUGCAACAGCUGGGACCAGGUGCCCCCCCACCAACUACGCGGGGGGAGCGCCCCCCUCUACAUACGUCACGCACACAAGUGAGAGACAACAGCCGCAAUACUAUCGUAACAACGACGGCCACCUGGAACAUAAGCCGCCGAGCGACAUAUGUUACGAAAAGUUAGCAACGGCGAUCACUACUGCGGCACGAGCGAUUCAACCCACUACUGCAAGACUUCAAGAAUUACCCAUAUUCAACGGUUCGUCAAGCGACUGGCUGCCGUUCAAGACAGCCUAUGAGGAAUCUGCAGGACUGCUUACAGAACAAGAGAACCUGGCGAGGCUCCGGAGGAGCUUGAAAGGCACCGCUAGGGAAGCAGCUCAAUGUUUAUUCGUCGGAGCCACGUCCUCCAACGAAGUAAUGAGCUUACUGACAUCAAGGUUCGGUCGUUCGGACGCGCUCGCACUGGCCGAACUGAGUAAGCUACGCACCCUUCCACGUCUGGGCGAACAUCCGAGAGACAUCUGCAACUUCGCAUCGAAGAUCAUCAACGUCACGGCCACAUUGAAGGCGCUAAACAGACCGCAUUAUCUACACAAUGCCGAGAUAGUACGCGCCGUGGUUGAGAAGCUGCCUUCAGCAUUGCGCUAUCGAUACUAUGACUUUGCUGCGGAACAGCCAGAAUACCAACCUGACCUAGUAACCCUGACCGAGUUCAUGCAACGCACAGCUGCACGUUGUGGGAGCUACGCGCCCGUCGAGAACACACCUGUGGAAGACCGGCGGGAGCCAGCAGGCAGGAGACCCAUGAAGAGCUGCCACACUCAAAUAGCGAAGCCAGCCGCGCACGAACAAGUUACUACGUGUCCUAUUUGCGACAAGACGGGUCAUCAUGCGGCGCAAUGCGACGAAAUGAAGACAGCAGAUGUGACCACCAGGUGGGACGUAGCACGCAAACACAGGCUAUGUUUCCGCUGUUUACGAACACGCAAAUUUCGCCAUACGUGUAAGAACAAGAGGUGCGGCAUCGACGGUUGCGAGUACAUGCAUCAUUCACUGCUGCAUGGCACUCCACCCUCAUCAAAGGAGAAGAAAGAAGCUCCUGCAUCAUUUGUUGUGGCAUCAGCAAAAGACAGAAGCAACACCACCGCGCUACUGAAGGUACUCCCUGUGCAAGUGAGGGGCCCCAAGGGUACGUGCAACGCACUCGCACUACUGGACGACGGGUCAACGUGCAGCCUGAUUGAGGCGGCGCUAGCAAGAAGGAUCGGCGCAGCGGGUACACCAGCACCCUUUUACAUUGAGGGUGUAGCCGGCACGCGAAUCAACGUUGGCGAAUCGCAACAAGUACGCAUUUCUCUGCGCGGGCGCGACACGAAUGAGCAUACAAUAACAGCCCGCACCAUGAACAACUUGAAGCUAUCGCCGCAAGCAGUGCCACGUAACGUCAUACGAGCUUGCCCCCACCUGCACGACUUAGAAGAGCAUCUCAUCUACGAAGAGGGAUCACCUACGAUACUGCUGGGUCAAGACAACUGGCAUCUUUUACUCACACAUGCCGUGCGACAAGGGGACCGACACCAACCGAUCGCAACACUCACCGAUUUAGGUUGGGUUCUACACGGCACUAAGAGAUCGAGUGAAAGAGUCAACACCCACAAAGUACUCCACGCUGUCGCCCCUGAUGAUGAAGAGUCCAUGGAGCAGAUGAUGAGGGAACACUUCAGCCUCGAGUCAUUGGCUGUCACACCGAGACGCAGCCACAACGACGACGAGCGACGAGCACUGCAACAACUAGAAGAUAAAACCCGCCGUUUACCGGCGGGAGGCUUUGAAACCGGUCUUCUAUGGCGUAACGAGCACGUUCAUCCACCUGACAGCUACGACGUGGCGUUAAGAAGAUUGGAACUAGUUGAAAAGAAACUCGACCGCGACGAGGUACUGAAAAAGAGAUACGAAAAACAGUUACAAACACUGUUCGACAACGACUACGCAGAAAUAGCGCCACCCCAUAAGAACCCGAAGACUUGGUAUUUACCCCAUUUCGCCGUCAUCAAUCCACAGAAGCCAGAGAAGCUCAGAUUGGUCCACGACGCCGCUGCCAAAGCCAAAGGAGUCAGCCUGAACGACAUGCUACUACCAGGCCCGGACUUAAUACAAUCCCUGCCCGGCGUGUUGAUGAAGUUCCGUCAGCGACCAGUAGCGGUAGCAGCCGACAUCAGAGACAUGUUUCUUCGUGUGACCAUACGAGAGGAAGAUAGAGACAUGCAACGCUUCCUGUGGAGAGGAGACGACCGAGAUCGCCAACCGACCGAGUACCGUAUGAAGAGUGUCAUAUUCGGCGCCACAUCAUCUCCCUGUACUGCUAUCUACGUAAAGGACAAGAACGCGGAACACUUUCGUGCUCAGUACCCCGAGGCGACAGCGGCAAUCAUCGACAACCAUUACGUCGACGACUACCUAGCGAGUUUUGACGACGAAGGAGCGGCCGUACGCAUAUCCACACAAGUUGCGUACAUACACAGCCGCGCGAACUACUUCCUGCAACGUUGGGCAUCAAACUCGCGCCGAGUACUAAGCACGCUAUCACCGGGGUCGAAAGGCGACAUACUACAACUGGACAGCACGAAAGUACUGGGCAUGGUGUGGCAACCAGAGGAAGACACCCUGUCUUUCAACAUCAACACUCACAAAACACCGGCGGAAGUAUACAACGGGGCAAGAACACCAACUAAAAGGGAGGCGCUACGCACUACGAUGUCCAUAUUUGAUCCAUUGGGCAUCGCCACUCCAGUCACCAUACAAGCGAAGCGCAUCAUACAAGACACGUGGCGCUCAGGCAUCGAUUGGGACACCCCGUUAGAAGCGCCCGAAGCGGACGCCUGGAGCAGAUGGCUGGAAGAUGUACGACGACUCGCCAAGAUAAAAGUACCGCGCUGCUAUAUGAAACUUAGUCACGCGCGCGGCAUCCAGUUACACACAGUGAGCAACAACGGUCACCAGCCGUGCUUGAUGGAGACCACCCGUGGGUGCGACUGUAUAUCGCCUGGAUACACAAACAGACGCACCACGGAGGCUUCGGCAUCACCACCAGCGAGGUACGACAGCACUACUGGCUCCUACGACUACGCAACGCUGUGCGAAGCGAACUGA